CAGUCUAUCUGCUCCAGUUUCUCCGGCACAGCAGACGAAGCUGUUUUCUGCUGCUCUCUAUCCCCCAGGUCGUUCUAAGCAAGUGCAGGACAAAACCCACAUCAGCAAGAUGUCUUUCAACAAGAAAACCAGCUACACCGUGAAGUCUUCUUCUUCUGGAUCCAUUCCACGCAGCUUCAGCAGCAUGUCUUACUCCGGUCCCAGCGUCAGCCGGCAGAGCGCCUACAGUGUACGGAGCUCCUACGGAGGUGCCAACCGUGGCAUGGGAUCUGGUAUGGGAGGUGGUAGCUACAUCGGCAGCUCAUCGGCUUACGGCCUCGGUAUGGGCAUGGGAAUGGGCAAUGUGGCACCUAUUCAAGCCGUCACCUUCAACAAGAGCCUCCUGGCUCCUCUGAACCUUGAGAUCGACCCUAACAUUCAAGUUGUCCGCACCCAGGAGAAAGAGCAGAUCAAGACCCUCAACAACCGUUUCGCUUCCUUCAUUGACAAGGUACGUUUUCUGGAGCAGCAGAACAAGAUGCUGGAAACAAAAUGGAGUCUGCUCGAGAAUCAGACGACCACACGUUCCAACAUCGACGCCAUGUUCGAGGCCUACAUCUCCAACCUCCGCAGGCAGCUGGACAGCCUGGACAACGACAAGAUGAAGCUGGAGGCUGACCUGCACAACAUGCAGGGACUGGUCGAGGACUUCAAAAACAAGUAUGAGGAUGAAAUCAACAAACGCACAGAAUGUGAGAACGAGUUCGUGCUCAUUAAGAAGGAUGUCGAUGAGGCCUACAUGAAUAAGGUAGAGCUGGAGGCCAAGCUGGAGAGCCUUACAGAUGAGAUCAACUUCCUCAGGCAGAUCUAUGAGGAGGAGAUCCGUGAGCUGCAGUCUCAGAUCAAGGACACCUCAGUCGUCGUUGAGAUGGACAACAGCAGAAACCUGGACAUGGACUCCAUCGUCGCCGAGGUCCGCGCUCAGUAUGAGGACAUCGCUAACCGCAGUCGGGCUGAAGCCGAGAUGUGGUACAAGAGCAAGUACGAGGAGAUGCAGUCAUCCGCUUCCAAAUACGGUGAUGACCUCAGAUCAACAAAAACAGAGAUUGCAGAUCUUAACCGUAUGAUCCAGAGACUUCAGUCUGAAAUCGACUCCGUUAAAGGCCAGCGUGCCAAUCUGGAGAACCAAAUCGCAGAGGCGGAGGAACGCGGCGAGAUGGCCGUGAGAGAUGCCAAGUCCCGCAUUAAGGAUCUGGAGGACGCCCUGCAGAGAGCCAAGCAGGACAUGGCACGCCAGAUCAGAGAAUAUCAGGACCUGAUGAACGUCAAACUGGCCUUGGACAUUGAGAUCGCCACAUACAGAAAGCUCCUGGAAGGAGAGGAAGACAGACUGGCCACUGGAAUCAAGUCCAUCAACAUCUCAAAACAGAGCACGAGCUACAGCGGUUAUCCCAUGGAAAGUGCAGGCAGCAAUUACAGCAGCUACUCCAGCGGUUUGUCCAGCGGAUACGGCGGCGGGUACAGCAGCGGAGGAUACAGCAGCGGCGGAUACAGCGGAGGAUACAGCUCCGGCAGCGGCUACGGCGACACCGUCUCUCAGACCAAGAAAAGCGUCGUGAUCAAGAUGAUCGAGACCAAGGACGGCAGAGUGGUGUCCGAGUCCUCCGAGGUCGUCCAAGAUUGAGCUCCCUCCCUCCCCAGUUCCGUCUUCCGAACCUCACGCCUUUUCACGCAUUCUUGACCCUUCCUUCCCAACCGUAAUGACUCCAAUCCAAAGCUCUGGCUAGACUGGAAUGCAGUCAUAAACUUAGUUGUAAAGCAAUAAACCAUUCAGUCCGACCAAAGAAUUCCAGAGGGACCAAAUAACCUCUCUACUUUAGUCGUGCCUUAACCCGCAUCACACCUUACACUAAAAAAACACACACGUGCCUUCAGGCCGCUGCUCGGCAAUAACGUCUGAACGCUUUACCUUGCACAACAUGGCCACAUCUGCAGGCUGGAGAACCCUAGAUGUGACACUAACACGAACUAGACAUUUAGCUGAACCGCUUGAAAUGAGAAGUAAUUGAUUCACUGAUUAACUAUGAAGGGAUAUGUUUGCAUUUGCGCUAAAUCACGGCCGUGUUGGUGGCAGAUCAAUGGUUGCCUGUUUAGUAGAGUCUGCCAUUUCAGUGUAUUCUGGUAGAUGAGAAAGAAGUGCCCACUGUGUAUCCUAUGUUUUCCGAGGUGCUGUUUUUGCUAUCAAAAUAAAAGUGUUUACUUAAA
Molecule: messenger RNA, 2244 nt
Organism: Triplophysa dalaica
Lineage: Eukaryota; Metazoa; Chordata; Actinopteri; Cypriniformes; Nemacheilidae
Gene: krt8
Product: keratin 8
Exons: 9
Coding region: 110-1663 (517 amino acids)
Biological process (GO): intermediate filament organization; keratinization
Cellular component (GO): keratin filament
Molecular function (GO): structural constituent of skin epidermis
Source: RefSeq, a predicted model, not a curated record